UCAGUUUCUGUCAUUCUGUGCGGAUUGUUUGUUGUCAUCAAGAUGGAGUUCCUACUGGGCAAUCCGUACAGCACUCCAGUCGGCCAGUGUAUAGAGAGGGCCACGGAUGGCGGCCUGCAGAACGAGGACUGGACCCUCAACAUGGAGAUCUGUGACAUCAUCAACGAAACUGAGGACGGGCCUAAAGACUCAAUGAGAGCACUGAAGAAGAGGCUGGGUGGGAAUAAGAACUACAGAGAGGUGAUGCUGGCACUGACGGUGUUGGAGACCUGUGUGAAGAACUGUGGCCACAGAUUCCACGUGCUUGUCGCCAACCGGGACUUCAUAGAUGGCGUGCUGGUCAAAAUCAUCUCACCUAAAACCAACCCUCCUACCAUCGUACAGGACAAAGUACUGGCACUGAUCCAGGCCUGGGCUGAUGCCUUCAGGAGUAGCCCGGACCUGACGGGCGUGGUCCAUAUUUAUGAGGAGCUGAAAAGGAAAGGUAUUGAGUUCCCAAUGGCAGACCUGGAUGCGUUGUCACCCAUCCACACUCCACAGAGGGGUGUGCCUGAAGUGGACCCAGCUGUGCUCAAGUACCGAGCCCCCACCCAGCCCCACGCCGCCGCAGCCCCGCCCCAACCGGUCGUCACUCAGUUGCCGGGCCCCACCUCUGCCACGCAGAUCCCCCACAUCCCUGAGGUACAGGGCCCAAUCACCGCCAACCCCGAACAGAUCGCCAGGCUGCGGAGUGAGCUGGAUAUCGUGAGAGGAAACACCAAAGUCAUGUCAGAGAUGCUGACAGAGAUGGUGCCAGGACAGGAGGACACCUCUGACCUGGAACUGCUUCAGGAGCUGAACCGGACUUGCAGGUCCAUGCAGCAGAGGGUGGUGGAGCUGAUCUCCCGUGUGUCAAACGAGGAGGUGACCGAGGAGCUGUUACACGUCAACGAUGACCUCAACAACAUCUUCCUACGAUACGAAAGGUACGAGAGGUACCGGUCGGGUAGAGCUGCCCAGAACAAUGGGAUGCUGAGCGAGGCCACUGAGGACAACCUCAUAGACCUGGGUCCAGGCUCCCCUGCCGUGGUCAGCCCCCGGGUCAGCACCAGCCCCAACCCCGCGCCCAGCGUCCCUCCAGCGGGAGCCAGCGCCUCCCCCGCCCGUACCCCCGCAUCCCUUUCCACACAGCUGGCCGGCCUGGAUGUGGGAGCAGACGGCGUCAGUGGGACUCUGUCCUCUCUGUCCAGCCAACCCAACCAGGAUGACUUUGACAUGUUUGCCCACACCAGGACCAGCUCUUUGGCCGACCAGCGCAAAAAUGUGAAGUACGAGGACCCCCAGGCACUGGGAGGCCUGGCCUCCGCGCUGGAUGUGAGACAACAGAAUGCUGGAGGGCUGAGGGUAAAGGGGGAUGAUAACGCUGAGUUGGAGCCCAUAGACAGCUGGCUCAUUACCCAAGGAAUGAUCCCUGUAUCGCAGUCCUCUGUCAUGGAUGACAUUGAGGAGUGGCUCUGUACUGAUGUGAAAGGUGAUGGGGCAGAGGAAGGGGUGACCAGUGAAGAGUUUGACAAGUUCCUGGAAGAGCGAGCCAAAGUGGCAGAUUCCCUACCAUCGCCUCCUGGUGGAGACCCUGGCCCGCCUGUCAGCAGUGCCCCAGGCAACACAAGAAGGCAGAGCAAGAAAGCGGAGCGGACGGAGGAUGCCCUCUUUGCCUUGUAGACUGUCCCCAGCAGACCUCUGUGUCUGGGGCACACACUGCCCCUGUGCUCCCCUCCUGUAGCCCCCCUAUCUGUCCUCCACAACAGAAGAGCGUAGCUUACGAACUCCCCUCGCCCUCGUGUCCCCCCUCGCUUCCUGCCAUUGUUGUUCUUUCAUGCUAGGGUUUGACAUGCUUGCUGCCCGUGCCGCGUCAUGGAUCACCCUUGUCGUCUUGAUCGAUCCUUGUGGGAGGUGUUUGUAGUCAUCCGUGUCAACUGUAGACCCUGCUCGUAGGAGGACAACGUAGCACUGAUGCGCUUGACAACCAUUCUGGCUCUCUCAUACACAGAUGAAAGGGGACUCCCCCCCCCCCCCCCCCCACUCCCCCAGAGAAAAGAAAACAAAGACAAAUAGGAAUAUACUGGGUAACACUUAAGAUCCAGGUGCUUGUAAUAAGCGUUAGUCAAUAAGUAAUAAAGCCCUUAUAAGACACUUAUUAAUAUGAAUAUGUGUUAAUAAGACUAAGUGUUAUAUUAGUUAGUUAGGGUUUGUGUAAGAUGAGGUGCUUGUUUAAAGGUAAUAAGGCCUUUCAGUUAAUAAGAUACAUGAAUGUAAUAUUACAAUCACCUUGAUCUAAAGUGUUACCAUAUGCUGUUAUUUUAAUACGUUAAGCUAAUGAAUUAUAUAUGCUUCUAUUAAUUUAAUGGUUUGUGCUGUGUACUAGCGCUGUGGUGUAUAGUCCAUGGUCAAAUCCUAUUAUGUUUUUGAUUCUGUGUAGUAUACUUUCAAUGCUUCUUGGUGGAUCCUGCGUCUGUGACAUGCGUCUGAAAUGGGAACAUGAAAUGGCUAGUGCUGCUUCACUACAGUAUAACGGUUUCUUCAUAGUUAACAAGGUUAACCUGUAUAUGACUGCUCUACUGUUUGUCAAAGGGAAAACACAAGUGUCUAAAAUGUAUUUGCUAUGUACUCUUCUUUGAGACAACAUGUGAAGGGAAAGUACCCAGAACUUCAUCCCUUCCCUUCCUCCCCACCCAAUUACAACUUUUAAUAUCUACACCCAGACAGUUGAUGAAACCAGACUUUGUAGUAUGUUGCUUCUUUUUUACACUGUGUGCAGUGUUUCUAGUUAAACUCCAUGCACUCCAAAGAGUAGGCUUUAAUGACCAAAUCAAUAGUUUUUUUCCCUGUAGUAUAGGAAUAAUCCAGCAAUGUAAUUAUUUACCUUUUUCUUCCCGUUUUCAGGUUGAGGAAAUUUGGUUUUAUGUGAACCGUUGAUUCAAUUAUGUGUAUUCCUUGUGUUUAGAUGAUGAGAAAUGGUUUUAUGAUGGGAUGCACAUAUUUUUCCAUCGCUUCAGCCCAUUUUGCUAUAAAGCACACUUUAAAAAGAAUCUUAAGUACAGAGAUUUAAGUAUUUUCAGUAAUUGUUUCAUGACAUUUAAUCAUGACUUGAAAGACAUUAAGCAAAAUAUAGCACUACGAAUUCAAAUUUGAAAAGUACAUAGUAUAUUGUUGGUAUACUACUUGACAAAGAUAAGAAUAAUGCAAAUACUUUAUAGUGAUUGUAAAAUAUGUAUGCAUAUAUAUAAAUGUUUAUAUACAUCCGAGUUAUGUAGUAUUAUUCUGUAUCAUCAGGUCAUACUGUAUGUAGUCUGGCAACCCAGAAGGCCAAGUCUGUUUCCUGGCACUUCCUGUACAGUGUGAUGUCAUGCAAAAUGAUAUAAUAUAAUACAACUCCUGUUUAUUCCCAGUAACUCCUUCCCCAGUAAUCCAUAACCAGGCAUGGAUGUUCAGUAAGUUGGUUGACCAAAACAAUAACCUGUAUUUUCAAUCUUAUGUUUACAGUCAUCUAAAUUUCCUGGUUUAAAAGGGUACAUGGUGAAUCCUCAUCUUUCUUUCUUUCCAUUCAUUUAUUUACAUUCUUUUUGAAUUGACAUACUUCUGGGAGUUUCAGAGACCAGUUCCCUUAAGUGACUGAAAGCCACUAUGGAAAGUCAACCAUGGGUGUAGCACUUAAAGGUUAAGUGAGCUGUGGACAAAAUGAUUUUUUUUUGUCUUCAUGCCAACACAAGUCAUUGUGUACAAAGGUUCAGUAACACAAUUUGUUCUGGUCUUUGUGAUGGAUUCUCCAUGUAAAUCUCAUAAGUGUUAUGUAUGAAACACCUUAUGAAUUCACAUCUCAUAAUUCAUGUAUUAUGAGAUGCUAUGGACAGUAAAUAUGGAAUUUAUAGCUUAAAGCUAAGAUUGUGAUAAUCAAUUUUUACAAAUUGUUUUUUUAGUUUAAAUUACAAAAAUAAUUUAAAUGUAUUUUAGACUACAGUAUCAGAAUAAAUUAUUAAUGAGCUGUAAUUUAUUCUUUUGAUGUUGCUUUAGUUUAAAGCUUACUGUAUAAACUGCCUCUUGAGAAGCUACAUUUACAAACCUGUUUUCUAGAUUGUCAUGCAGAGAAAAAUAAAAUGAAAGUGGUCAAAUAUUACUUUUGUACUUAAAAUAGCGAGACCUAAGCAUAUGGUGUUUGGAAGUUUAUUUCUGUAUGACUGUCUGUACAAUUUGUGUAUUAAUUAUUCCUGCUUUAAAAACAGCUAAAACGUGUUAACUGGUUUUAUGACUGAUGAUGCUAAGCCCUGACUGCAACAUGUAUUCCUCUAAACUACUCUAAAGAUGGUGGUCUGAAAAUAUCUUGGAGCUUUGUGGGACUGGACAUUCAACUGGCUCCCACUGUAUUAUUGACUUGUGGGCCAGUGUCCCAUUGUCAUCUGUUUGGUUCAGAUGUGGGGCUCCCAUGCCUCUAGCUGGCUGUGCUUAGUUUCCAUUAUAACGUAUGGUUAUUGCACGUAUUUAACUGCCCAAUAAAACACUAGCAAAGUGUGA
This is a messenger RNA of Osmerus eperlanus (European smelt), 4548 nucleotides long. It is a transcript of the gene tom1l2a, whose product is annotated as TOM1-like protein 2. The transcript has 16 exons. Gene Ontology annotation, molecular function: phosphatidylinositol binding; clathrin binding; ubiquitin binding. Bases 43 to 1701 code for a protein of 552 amino acids. The record is from RefSeq and is a predicted model, not a curated record. NCBI's taxonomy places the organism in Eukaryota, Metazoa, Chordata, Actinopteri, Osmeriformes, Osmeridae. Gene Ontology annotation, cellular component: membrane; endosome. Gene Ontology annotation, biological process: signal transduction.